This is a messenger RNA of Rhipicephalus sanguineus (brown dog tick), 2494 nucleotides long. Its product is annotated as ice-structuring glycoprotein-like. The record is from RefSeq and is a predicted model, not a curated record. Bases 181 to 2259 code for a protein of 692 amino acids. The transcript has 2 exons. NCBI's taxonomy places the organism in Eukaryota, Metazoa, Arthropoda, Arachnida, Ixodida, Ixodidae.
CACAGGAAGGGUAUAUAAGAGCGUCGUCCAAGCCAGACCCUGGCCGCAGAAACACGCAGAAAGAACUCAUCCCUCCGCUUACCAUCUGAAACCCACCGCCGGCCGCCUGCAUACGGAUUCUUGCUCUUUCACGUCGGAGGACAUUCAAAAACGACAAGUUCGGGAUCAGGCCUAAACAAGAUGCAAUUUCUCGUAGUACCAGUCCUUCUAGGCCUGCUAAGCAGCACCUUUGCCGCAUACCUUCAUGGCGCCGGUGUCUCAUUGCACGGUGCCCCGGGAGUCGUUACCCUGCAAAACGCCGGGGCCGCAGCUACCUUGCGACCGGCUUAUUCUUACACUGCCGGAGCACCCGCCGUUACCACCAGCGUUGUCCACCAUGCACCAGCGUUAGCAUCCGUGCGGCCCGCCGCUUAUACAGUGGCGGCUCCCGCAGUGACUAGAGUCGGAUACGGCGGCAGUCUCGGAUACGGAGGCAGCCUCGGCUACGGCGUCAGCCAGAGAGUCGUAAGCGCCGCUCCUGCUACCACCACGUACUACCAGCAGGCCCCCGCCGUGUCUUACCGGGGAUACGGUCUCGGAUACGGAACUGGUCUCGGAUACGGCGCUGGCCUGAGCUACGGCGGGCUCCGCUACGGCGGCGGCGGCGUCACAACGCUAUCCGCUCCGGCCGUCUCUCAAGUGAGCCGCUUGUCCUACUCGGCGCCCCUGGUUUCCGCCGCACCAGCGGCCGUGAGCUACUCCGCUCCCGCCUCCGUGACGACCGUACACCACGCCGCCCCCGCCGUGGCCGUCAGGCCUGCCGUGAGCUACGCUACGGCGCCUGCCGUCACAGCUUACCGGACGGCUGCGGUCGCCGCGCCGGUCGCCACUUUCGGGGCUGGCCUCGGCUUCGGACACACGGUGACCGCAGCACCCGCGGGUUACUCGACUCUCGGUAGGGUCAGUUACGCCGCCCCAGCCGUUGCUGCCGUCAGGCCUGCCGUGAGCUUCGCUACUGGUCCAGCUUUGACUGCCGUACGCCCAGCUUCCGUUAGUUACACAGCGCCUGCAGUAACGGCCGUGAGACCAGCCGUCACCUACACGACAGCGCCUGCCGUCACCGCCGUUAGGCCCGCCGUCACCGUCUCCACUGCCCCUGCUGUUGCUGCUGUGAGGCCAGCUGUGAGUUACUCUACCGGACCCGCUCUGAGCUACACCACCGGCCCCGCAGUCAGUUACUCCACCGGACCAGCCGUCACCACGUCCUACCGUACUGCCGCGCUCCAAGCGCCCGUCUCCACGUUCGGCACUGGUCUGGGACUUGGUACUACGUUCGGUCAGUCACUCUUCUCUCCCGGCUACGCUGCUGUGAGACCCGCAGUGAGCUACUCCACUCCGGGAGGCUCCGUGACAACCGUUCAUCACGCCACACCCGCUGUCGCAGCCGUGAGACCUGCCGCCGUCAGCUAUUCGGUCUCUCCAGCCGUCACCGCGGUCAGGCCCGCAGUCAGCUUUGCUGCCGCCCCGGCUGUGGCCGCCGUAAGACCCGCCGUCAGUUACACCACCACCCAAGCAGUGAGGCCUGCUGUCUCCCUCAGCUACACCGCUGCCCCAGCCGUCGCGGCAGUUAGACCAGCCGUCAGCUAUACCACGGCUCCAGCCGUCACUUCCGUCCGGCCGGCAACCCUGGGCUACGCAACGGCGCCCGCCUACACCACGUCUUACCGCACAGCGGCGCUUCGGGCUCCUCUGACAACGUACGGGGCCGGAUACGGCAUCGGGCACACGGUCAGUUCUCCCGCUGUGUCCUACACCACUGGCACGCCGGGCAUCGCCUACCGCACCGCCGCCUACGCCGCUCCCGUGUCCAUGUACGGCGCCGGCAUCGGUCUCGGCCACACCAUCGCCUCGCCCGCCUUGAGCCAGCAGUACCGCACCGUCUCCUACUCCGCACCCGUUCUGGGAGGAUACACGACUACGGCGGCGGCUCCUGCGACUGUUAGCUACGGUCUUGGAGGACUUCGCACCGGCUACGCAGCCUACUCUGGUGCACCGACCGUGGUUCACCAUGCGGCAGCACCGGCCACCGCCUAUGUGACUGGCGCUGGACUCGGCGCUACGCACGCUGGCCUCGUUGGACAUGGUCUCCAAUACAGGACACUGGUCUCCGGAGGGGGUCUUGGAGGAGGCCUGGGAAGUGGUCUGGGCUACGGUACCUACAGCGUCUAUGGUGCCGGAGCACCUCACGUCAAGGUCAUCAGCCCCGCUAAGAAGAAGUGAAGUGUUACGCUUGUUUCCCUUCAACCGAGGAAGACCAGGAGACGUCCCGAAGCUAUCUACGGUUGUGACAAACGAAGCUGAGCGGUAUUUAUUUCGACCUGCCGCAUGCAAGAAGAUGGAUAUGAGCGUUUUCGUUGGAACUGCGGCUGCACUUUGAUGAAGAAUAGCAGAUAAAAGUCCUCUGAAGGCUGCGUGCGCGAGAUCUCAGAGUACGUGAUAAAUAAAACGGAUGAAA